AUGCCAGAUGAGUUUGCUCAGGAACUUGGAAGAUAUCAGCAUCAGCCAUCAAUUUGUAUAAAUAAUAAUUUAGCAGCCAAUGAACAAUUACUACAUUAUGUCAAUGAUGAAGUAGCAGGUGGAUCUUAUAAAUAUUACAGUUUAAUAAAAGGUGAUACAGAUUUAUAUGUAUCACAAUUAAUUAACAAACCAACAUAUGAAUCAGAUCAAUAUUGUCUUCAAUCAACAACUUGUGGUGAUGAUAUUAUAUUUAUACCAGAAAGUUUCAAAAGACCAGUUAGCAUAGGAGUUUACGGUCAUCCAUCUCAUGAAAUAAGUCAGUACAAUUUAUUUGUGUACCAUGUAGCACUUGGUGCUGACGAAAUAGUAGACGAGCAAAGUACAAUCAACAGUCUUGAGACUAGUGUACCAAAAAAAAUAACAAAAAAAACUUUUGUAUUAGCUUUUCUCUGGGCGCUACUCGACGAUUUAAUUCAAGUAUUCUUAUAA
Molecule: messenger RNA, 489 nt
Organism: Microplitis mediator
Lineage: Eukaryota; Metazoa; Arthropoda; Insecta; Hymenoptera; Braconidae
Product: UPF0669 protein C6orf120 homolog
Exons: 5
Coding region: 1-489 (162 amino acids)
Source: RefSeq, a predicted model, not a curated record